This is a messenger RNA of Colias croceus (clouded yellow), 4443 nucleotides long. RefSeq names its product rab GTPase-activating protein 1-like (gene GAPcenA). The transcript has 23 exons. Lineage: Eukaryota; Metazoa; Arthropoda; Insecta; Lepidoptera; Pieridae. The record is from RefSeq and is a predicted model, not a curated record. Bases 545 to 3640 code for a protein of 1031 amino acids.
GGCGGACUCCAUUGUGCGUUCUUUAGUCAGGCAGCUCAGUGUUCCAGACUUCGUGUUACAUGUGACUAAGAAUAACAAUUACGUAGACAUUUUUUCGUUAAAAGUGUAAAAUGUGUUUCGGAAGUGACAACGAACUCACAUAGUCGGUGCCUAGUUAUUCGAGUUAAUUAGGACUAAUUGAAAAAGUUUUUGCAGGCGUAAAUAUGUGGUGAAUAGGUGUUGAAAUUCAACAUCAAACAAUUUUUCGCAUUAGUGUUUAAUCUAUCGAUACAAAUAUCGCAUUGUUUGCUUAACAAAUUCUUUACAAUUUUUAAAUGAUAGCCGGUUCUUUUAAGUUAUUGUUCAUAGUCAUAAAAAAGUCUCACACCUAAAGAUAUAUAAAAUUUAGGAGUGGCAAAAAAUGAUUAGGGCUUUUAAGAUUUGUAUAAGGAGUAUAGUUUUAGCUACAAGCAAUAAAGUGUGAUCAGUGAUCGUUUUAGUAGUAUUGGUGCUGGGCGGUGUCAGUGAUAAUGGACCAUUAAGAAAGCAAUGCUGGUUCUAAUUAAUGAUGUACGCCAAGGUCGUAGUCAAGGAUUCCUGCCGCCUAGUCGGAGGCUCGAAGUUCUACGAGGUGAUGGACGGGUCCACCUCUGCCGAUAUAUCCACUCCAUCACCCACGGAGAAACAGGACCACAUGAAACCGACUGAGAGUGAUGAUGAAGUAUCAGAUGUGGACCAAGAGUGCACGGUGUUCUGCGGCGUCAGUUACCUGGGCGCGCAGAACAUCGCCGACCCCAAGUCGGAGACGGACAUACAGAGGAUCAUGAAGGAACUCAGUUCCAUGCCAGAGAACAGAGAUGGCAUCGCCGUGUCUAUAUCUAUACCGGUCUGCUCGCAGGGACUUGUUGUCCUGUACCAAGCGGACACGAACAGCGUGAUGGCGCGCUACGCGGUGAACCGCAUCUCGUUCUACGCGCGCGGCUCGGGCGGGUCACCCGUAGCGUCGUGCUUCGCGUUCACGUGGUCGCACGGCGAGACCCGCGAGUCCGCCGUGUACAGGUGCCACGUGUUCCGCUGUCACAUUGCGGAGGCCGUCACACAGGUGUCCAGUUGUUUCGCCAAAGCAUUCGAGAGGAUACCGCGCUCCAUGGCGUCCUCCCUCGUAGGGGAUCUGAGCGCAGCGCCCUCUAUGACGGGUUCCCUCACUGAGGGCCUGGGACCAGCUGCACCUCCCAUGCAGCUGAUGCAUGUGCUGGAGUGCACUGUGGAUAUCAAGGAGACUGAUGCCAAGGGUACAUUCAGCCACGUGCCCAAAGAGCGUCUCGGAUACAAGCUGCGCGGUGGCAUCGACAAACAGGUCACAAUUAACGUGAAGCAAGUGACAAAUAAUGUGCAGACCGAUUCUGAUGAUAUGACGGUCUCUUACACAGGAGGCCUUUACAUUGAACGAUGCUUCGGGAUCCUUUUAGCGCCCGGGCGGAGUGUCAAACAUUCCGAUAUGCAGUUACUUGAGAUGGUGAGUGGCUCGUCCGGUGGCUCCGGGUGUGCAGUAUGCGCUCUAUGGAAUGCGGGUGAAUCGGCAUUAGCCGCUUUCAAUGUGGCGAGUGGGGAUGGGGCGCCGGCGUAUAUGUCGCUAGCGUUGGAUCUGGUUAUACGGGGCAUACGGGAUCCGCUGCGGUUAGUUAUUGAAACACCUGUGAAAGUGUACCCGCCGACGGAGAGAUUCUGGUACUACUCAAAGCGGCCAUUAGUGCAACAGUUUUUCAUCAAUUUGAAAGAGUCAGUGGACUCGCUCGGCCAGCUACAAUACGAAGUAGCAAGUGUAGAAACAUCUGGUGAAUUGGACAGAUCUCGUCUCAACCUGCCCCUGUCUCUAUCAAGUCUGCUGCCCUCCCCCCUCUCCGCCGCGCCAGCACCUCCCUCGCCCUCCGAACCGGACUCUGAUGGUGAUGAACCGUUACUCAGCGGUACCGGGGAAGUGUCCAAAGAUUGCGGUGUUGAUGUAUUGGAAAAUUGGGCUCAAGUUUUGAGAAGCUGGGUCGGUCCUCGACCACGUGCGCUCAAUCAGCUAGUGCGUGUGGGCGUGCCUGAAGCGCUUCGUGGUGAAGUGUGGCUGAGGUUGGCUGAUGUGGACCAGAAUGAUAAGCUUAUGGAGACGUAUAGGACGCUUAUUAGCAAGGAUUGUCCGUUCGAAGCGGUGAUCCAACGCGACAUAGCGCGCACGUUCCCCGCGCACGACUUCUUCCGCGAGGCGGGCGGGCUCGGGCAGGACUCGCUGCUGCGCAUGGCGCGCGCCUACGCGGUGUACGACCACGAAGUGGGCUACUGCCAGGGGCUCAGCUUCCUCGCUGCCACGCUGCUGCUGCAUAUGCCAGAAGAACAAGCAUUCUGCCUACUAGUACGUCUCAUGUAUGGCUACGGUUUGCGGGAACUAUACAAGGACGGCUUCGAAGCUUUGUACAUGAGAUUGCAUCAGUUGGAUAGAUUAAUGGAGGAGCAACUAACAGAUCUGCGCGCGCACUUCUGCGAGCUGGGCGUGGAGCCGCACAUGUUCGCGUCGCAGUGGUUCCUCACUGUGUUCACCGCGAGAUUCCCCUUGCCCUUGGUAUACCACAUUCUAGACGUAUUUUUGCUGCAAGGCAUGGACACAUUGUUCCAAGUCUCUUUAGCACUACUCAAUCGAUCGCGCAAAGAUCUCUUGCAACACGACUUUGAAGGCGUUCUCAAGUAUUUUAGGGUAACCCUUCCAAAGAAGUGUCGUGCGGAGGAAUCGUCGCGUCAAAUCGUCAAACUGGCUUGCAGUAUCAAAGUGAAGCGAUUGCAAAAGUAUCAACUGGAAUAUGAGAAGUUUAUAAAAGAAACGGCAGAAAAGGAGAAAAUCAAUGUUGAAUUGGAGAGAUUGAAAGUGAUAAACACUCAGCUACAACAAGAAAAGGAUACGCUUGAAAAACAACUGUCACAGACGCGAGGGAACUUAGAGGAAAUUCAAAAGGAGUCAGUACACUAUGCAGCUGUGGCCAGGGACUAUAGAGAGAUCUGUGCACGAUUGGACAAACAACUACAUAACUUACAGGAUUGCACGAAGAAUUGUGUGAGCUGUAGUUUGAAAUUGGCACAGAAGGACAAUAAAGAAGAAAACGAACAAAAAAACGACGAUAAAGAGGAGAGUUCAAGCGACACGGAGGCUCGGUUGAAGCAACGCGUGCGUGACCUCGAGUUGGAACUUGCGCAAGUGAAGCUCGCGCAUGUGCAAGCGCAGUGCAGUAACCAGGAAUUAAGCCACCAACUGAACGCGGCGCUAAACGAAAUUCAAACAGCUAUGAACCAGAAGCAAACCGUCACACCUUGGCUCGUGAGAACGCUCGGUUCGAUAAUGGAAGCCGCACAGAACCGACCGUCGUUCCAAACGUAUCUACCGAAUUUAAACCAGGAACCGACUCCCUCGUUCCAUAGACAAAGUUCUUUUUCUAAUGUCCAAAGUCACAGUACGCUAGAUAGGCGCGGGUCAGACCCGUACAGUCCAGAUGUGGUCAGAAGGAAGAAGGAUUUAAACACAAAGAGGCAUUCUAUGCUCGUUGAAUCGAAUAUAACUAAAGAGGCGAAGGAACUAAACAGACGGAGCCAUGACUCGUCCAUUGUUAAGAAUCUCUCACUGGGUUGACACUCACGUUAUGUUUAGUUUGCCCGGUUAAUGUGAUUGGUAUGUCUUUGGUCAGAGAAAAUACGUAAUACCAUAUUAGUAAGAUGUCACGAAUGUAGUGUGUUGAAUUAUCGAAUAUCUCAAAUAUAUAACCGUGUACAUGUUCUCUCUCAUCAAAGAUUCUGUGUGGACCAUUUAAUGAUUGUAAUCACUGUGUUCGCUUCGAUUAUAUGAUACAUUUUACAUUCUAUAGCGAAUGAUACAGAGUUGUAUAGAUAUGUGAUUUUUAUGGCGUUAGUGAAUCCGAUGUCUACUCGAUAACAAAGUUGCACUUAAUUUCAGAUUUUUAGUGUGGAAUAAGGCAAGGAUUUUGUCAAAUCUUGCCAAAGAAGUUUCACUUCUGACACGUGUGCUCAGCACACACGCUCUUUUUCAUCAAAUUCAUUCUAAAUAAAUUGAUGUCAACGAAUAUUUUUGUAACUUAUCCUACUGGUUAAGUUUUUUUUACAUUCCAUAAUACUCUUUUUACCUACUGAAAGUGCAACUGAGUUAUUUCUGGUGAUAAUCGAACUACAGUUUAUGGUAAUAUAUUUAAAGAUCAUGUUGUGUCUAUAGUUGUCACAUGUUUAGUGUAAUCUGCACAUAAUUGUAUCACUAGUCAAUAAUAUAUAUGUGUUGCUGUAAUAGCCUUUCGGUAAGUGGAGCUUGCCAUAUUCCUUUCAUUACAGAAUUGUUAAGGGGCCAUCCAUAAAUUAUAUCACAUUUUUCACAUUAUUUUAUAAAGUGUCACUUCUACUCAAAGACGGUCACAGAAAAAGGGAAAG